This is a messenger RNA of Cynocephalus volans (Philippine flying lemur), 938 nucleotides long. Its product is annotated as membrane-spanning 4-domains subfamily A member 4A-like. The record is from RefSeq and is a predicted model, not a curated record. The transcript is spliced from 7 exons. The coding region runs from base 105 to 806 and encodes 233 amino acids. Lineage: Eukaryota; Metazoa; Chordata; Mammalia; Dermoptera; Cynocephalidae. Gene Ontology annotation, cellular component: plasma membrane; Golgi apparatus.
GGACCAAAGAACCCUGAGGCACUUGCUCAGAGGCUCACGUUCAUCAGACACACAGCAGACAGUGCAGGCUUGAAGAAAGCACUGUUUCUGAUACCAAGACAACCAUGCAAGGAAUGGAACAGACCACACCAGUGCCUGGCCUUAGUUUGCCCCAGCUGGGGCAGACUGCUGUGCUAAAAUCAUAUCUGUGGAAAGGGCUACAGGAGAAGUUCUUGAAGGGAGAACCCAAAGUCCUCGGGGUUGUGCAGAUUCUGAUUGCCCUGAUAAACCUCAGCUUUGGAAUAAUAAUGAUGGGCGUCUUGUUGCCAGUUUACAGACCACAUCCCAUUUCAGUGUUCCUUGGGUUUACAGUUUGGGGGUCAGUGAUGUUUAUUAUUUCAGGAUCCUUGUCAAUUGCAGCAGGCAUGAGAACAACAAAAGGUCUGGUCCAAGGUAGCCUAGGAUUGAACAUCACCAGCUCCGUGUUGGCUGUAGUAGGGAUUAUAAUCAGCGCAAUAAGCUUGAGUAUGUUUUCUUACUCUUACUAUGGAUGUAGCUAUAGCAAGAAUUCGGAUGAUUGCUCCAUGACCACAUCAAUUUUAAUGGGUCUGGAGGCUAUGGUGCUCAUUUUAAGUGUGCUGGAGUUCUGCAUUGCUGUGUCUCUCUCUGCCUUUGGAUGUAAAGCAACCUGUUGUAACCCUGGUGGGGUUGUGUUAAUUGUACCAUCAAAUCCUCACAUGGCAGAAACAGCAUCUCCUGCACCAUUUAAAGGAGGUUUAGUGCCACCAUCAAAUCAACAGAAAAAUGUUCCAGAAAAUCUAUACUGACUUCCUUGCAAGCAGCCCGCAUGGGAAAGUACCAGAAUCUAACUCUGAUAUAUAUAUCCAAUUUACUUCAAAAUCAUGUUCUCAUUUUUUUUUUUUCCAAGAACUCAACAAUUUAUUUUACUGGAUCUUUAU